This is a messenger RNA of Penicillium argentinense, 942 nucleotides long. RefSeq names its product hscarg dehydrogenase. The record is from RefSeq and is a predicted model, not a curated record. The coding region runs from base 1 to 942 and encodes 313 amino acids. The transcript has 4 exons. Lineage: Eukaryota; Fungi; Ascomycota; Eurotiomycetes; Eurotiales; Aspergillaceae.
AUGGCAAUUAAAAAAAAGGUGGUCACUGUCUUCGGAGCGACUGGACUUCAAGGCAACUCUGUCACUUGUUCACUCUUAAGAGACCAAGUCUCCAACUUCCAGGUCCGGGCGAUCACCCGAAAUCCCGAAUCUGAGAAGUGCCAAGUGCUGCACAAACUCGGUGUUGAAGUUGUUAAAGGAAAUGGGUGGAACAAGGAUGACAUGCAGAGGGCCUUCUCUGGUUCCUGGGGAGCGUUCGUGAAUACCAAUUCCGAUGAUCCGAUCUUCAGCCAGCCCGAUGGGCCUACGGAGUUUGAUCUCGGAAAGAUCGUUGUUGACGGUAUGGUUGCCGGUGGAGUGAAGAACCUUGUUCUCAGUUCCAUGAGGCCGGCUGGAGAAGCAACCGGGGGAAAGAUGAAGAUCAAGACAAUGGACAGGUGGUAUUUUGAGCUGUUUCUGUCUGAAAAGAUGGCCAAGCUUCACCAAGGAUUUCCUUAUUUCCCCGAUGCCGAGGGCUACUUGAGUCUUCACUUGCCGAAGUGGGGAAAUGACAGCGGUGCGCCCUUUAUCGCGAUCGUGGACGACUUUGGUGACCUCGUCCAUGGAAUUCUGCUUGACCCGAAACGCUGGAAUGGCAAGACAAUUCAGGCUGUGAGCGAUAUUCAAUCUCUGCCUCAAUUCGUCCAAACCUUCUCCGAAAGUACUGGAAAGAAAGCACGCUAUGUCCCAUUGCCAUCUUGGCAAAGCCUUGGCGAAAGCAUUCCUGAGAUGGAAGAUGGCAGGCUGCUAUUUGCUUAUGGUGAAGCCACUAACGGCCGUUACUUUGUUGAGGACUCUUGCACCGAUGUACCUCUGGAAUUGAAAAGGCUCGCUGCUACUGCUCAAGGAAAAGAUGCAUCAACUGUAAGUUUGGCAUCAUUGAGUUCGUGGUUUGCCAAGAAACUUGGCACAUCUCAGGCCUGA